Molecule: messenger RNA, 1168 nt
Organism: Fragaria vesca subsp. vesca
Lineage: Eukaryota; Viridiplantae; Streptophyta; Magnoliopsida; Rosales; Rosaceae
Product: WUSCHEL-related homeobox 9-like
Exons: 4
Coding region: 227-1168 (313 amino acids)
Biological process (GO): regulation of developmental process
Molecular function (GO): DNA-binding transcription factor activity; DNA binding
Source: RefSeq, a predicted model, not a curated record
GGUACUAUCAUACAGUACUAGUACUACCUAGCUCUCUCUCUCUCUCUCUUAUUUAUUUCCAUUUCCUUUCUUGUUUAUCUUUAAAAUAUAUUAUACAGGCCAGGAGUACGUUGAUGAGAGUACGUACUCUUCCUAUAUAAGAGAAGUGAUGUUAGAUUGGCCUAGCUAGAAGAUCGAGAGCCAAAGAGUUUUAGUUUUAAGUUGUUCCUAGUCAUCAUCAAUAUUCAUGGCUUCUUCAAACAGACACUGGCCUAACAUGUUCAAAUCCAAACCCACCCACCAGUACCGAUGGCAGCAUGACGCCGUCAAUCCCUCUCUCGUGCCAAACGGUUACUCAACCGCUACAACAUCAUCAGGGCUGGAAGAUGAAAUGACUCCGGAGCCAAAGCGGCGGUGGAUCCCUCGGCCGGAGCAGAUUGGGAUUCUGGAAGCUAUUUUCAACUCCGGGAUGGUGAACCCUUCGAGGGAGGAGGUAAGGAUGAUCACGGCUCAGCUCCAAGAGUACGGUCAAGUCGUUGACGCCAAUGUCUUCUACUGGUUCCAGAACAGAAAAUCAAGGUCCAAACACAAGCAUCGCCGCCUGCAGUACUCAAACAAGACCCAAUUCUCACCACCACCACCACAUGAUGUUUGCAACUUAAACUCUCCGACCGCUUCUUCGGUCAAUCAGACGUCUUUUUUUCCAAACCCUGAGGUCUUUCCAGUGAACAACCCUGCUGCUUCUUCUAGCAACGGGCCGGUAGCAAGUGCUGAUUUCAGUACUACGCAAGGGUUUUACUUCUCUGAGCUCGCGAAUGUGGUUCAUGGGAAUAACAGUCCCGAUCUUCAUCAUACUGGUCUCUUGCUUAGUGAGAUUAUGAACAACAAUGGGAUGGCCUCCCCCAUGAGUACUCACUUUCAAGUUAUUGGAGGGGAAGCUGGUGCUGCGAUAAUGGGAGCGGGAGGUGCGGCGGCGAUAUCAACGGUGUUCAUAAACGACGUCGCAUUUGAGGUGGCUGAGGGACCCUUCAACGUGCGUGAGGCUUUCGGGGACGACGCCGUUCUCAUUCACUCUUCUGGUCACCCUGUUCUCACCAACGAGUGGGGAGUUACCCUUCACUCUCUUCACCACGGCGCAUUUUAUUACCUCGUACAUUUAGGAGAUAUGGAUCAGUGGAAGCUGGCUUAG